Molecule: messenger RNA, 663 nt
Organism: Aspergillus puulaauensis
Lineage: Eukaryota; Fungi; Ascomycota; Eurotiomycetes; Eurotiales; Aspergillaceae
Exons: 1
Coding region: 1-663 (220 amino acids)
Source: RefSeq, a predicted model, not a curated record
AUGGCAUACGACUGCUCAAGGAAGAGCCAAAGGUGCGAUGCAUGCCGCAUAGCCGCAUCAAAGGUCUCCUCCUCCGUCCCCUCCUCCGCUCUCUUUUGCGGACCAGGCAUCUACCCCCUGAUAAUCGAUUGCCAGGGCAAAGGCACAAAGGACCAGCUCAUCGAGAUGACUAGCCGUCUGGAAUCCGCCCUCCGAGGCAACAAGGCAGGCCCCAUCCGCAUCGCCGCCCGCCGCGCCCCCGUGGGCGGGAAACCCCCGGGCAAAUGGCACGAUUAUACAGGGAGCAACGGAUUCUCAUACAAAGCGGGCAAGACACUCAAGCUCGCGCCUCGUCUAAUCGGCUUGGUGGACGCGGAGACGGUGCUGGAGCAGUUCCCCGAGAAGCGGCAGGUGUGGCAGGACCGCGUUGGGACGGCGCGGGAGGUCAUGAUCCUUGUGGACUUUACGACGGCGGUAGGGAGCAAUGGAGACUUUGAGCAGGUUGUGGCGAGGGCGUGUGGGGAGAUCUAUCCCGUUAGGAGGAUACGGCAUCCGGAUGCUUCGGGGCAUGCCAGUCUGCAUCGACUUCAGUGGUUUACGACGGCUUGUCCGGAAGAGGAGGAGAGGGAAAAGCCGGUUGUGACUAUUACGAGGGCUGGCUAUGUCAGGAAGAGGCAGAAGUGA